UUCAUUUACUUCUAUUAUUCUUUCUGAUUAAAAGUUAUGAAUUAAUAUUAUACAAAGUGGUGCCGUACCUGGUAAAAUACACAAGGAAAGAAGGAAAGGAAGGAACAAUCAUGGCAACUAAUUUAAAGAUAAACAAGAAAAUACACACACGAGACAAACCAUACACUUGUAACAUAUGUAGUGCUGGUUUUAAGCGGGAAUAUCAUUUAAUUGGCCACAAGAGAAUACACACAGGAGAGAAACCAUACGAAUGUGACACAUGUAAGGCGUCUUUUUCCAUUAUCUAUAAUUUACAAAGACAUAUGAGAAUUCAUAAUAAAGGUAUACAAUACAAAUGUGACCUAUGUAGUGCUGCAUUUCCUGAUAAGGGUAGUUUACGACGCCACACGGGUAUUCACACUGGAGAGAAAACUUACAAAUGUGAAAAAUGUAAUGUUGCGUUUAGUCGCAGACGUAACUUAUUGGGCCACAUGAUAAUGCACACAGGAGGGAAACUGUACAAAUGUGAAAAAUGUGGUGAUGAUUUUGAUCAAAGCAUUAGUUUGCAAGAUCACAUGAAAAAACACACCACCGAUAAGAAAUGUUACAAAUGUGAGUUGUGCGGUGCUGCUUUUACUCUAGGACAGUAUUUGAACGCAUAUAGAUCCACAUCAGUGAACGCACAGGGGGAACGACAGACAUGCGAGACUUUUGGAACAACUUGUAUCCCUCUAACUAUCAAGACUGAGAAAUCAUCUGAAAAAAAGUAUUUAAAUACAUAUAGAUCCAAAACGGCGAAUGCUCAGGAGAAACGACAUACUUGUGAUUCGUUCGAAAUUUCCUCCAUCCCUCAAACAAUCAAGAGUGAGCAAUCUUCUGAAGAGCAGUAUUUAAAUGCAUAUAGAUCCACAACAGCAAAUGCUCAGGAGAAACGACAGACAUGUGAGAAGUUCGGAACAUCCUCUAUUCCUCAAACAAUCAAGAGUGAGCAAUCUUCUGAAGAGCAGUAUUUAAAUGCGAAUGCACAGGGACAAAGUCAGACAAGUGAGAAGUUUGGAACAUCUUUUAUCCCUCUUACAAUCAAGAGUGAGCCAUCUGAUGAUUAAACUCUUUAAGGACCAAGUGACACAUUUAAACACUGAAGAACUAGGAUGUGAACUUGCGAGAAAUAUCCUUCAGCUAUCCAGCAGGAAAACUGAUACAUAACAAUAGUGGUGAUAUGGCACAGUACAUUUUACAUUUUUUUUUUUAUUUUUUUUUUUUUAUUAGAGAGUUCAAUUUAUACCGAGUAGUUAAGACUUUCAUCGAACUAGGAUGUGAACUUGCGAGAAAUAUCCUUCAACUAUCCAUAAGGAAAACUGAUACAUAACAAUAGUGGUGAUAUGUUACAGUACAUUUUACAUUUUUUUUUUUUUAUUAUUAUUUUUUAUUUUAUUAUUAGAGAGUUCAAUUUAUACCGAGUAGCUUAGACUUUCAUCGAACUAGGAUGUGAACUUGCGAGAAAUAUCCUUCAGCUAUCCAUCAGGAAAACUGAUACAUAACAAUAGUGGUGAUAUGUUACAGUACGUUUUACAUUUUUUGUUUUUGUUUUUUUUGUUUAUUAGAGAGUUCAAUUUAUACCGAGUAGUUUAGUCUUUCAUCGAGUUGUUGUUUAACACUUAGGAGUGCUUCUACUAACGCUUAUUAGUGGCUAAAACAAAAUAAUAAGGUUCCUGAAAAUUCUAACAAAAGACAACACACUAAAAAGAUAAGGAAUACAUUACAUUUUGGAAAAACAAUUCAAUCAUUUACAAAUCAUAUUGAUAUAAAAAACUGUUCGCUAUUUUUGAUUCAUUUGGAUUCCAAAUAUUAUAUUUAUAUACUACUGAUAUUGUUUGUUUUAUUAUAUUACAUUUUCAUUAUUAUAUUCCUUCUACUAUGUACGUUAUUAGACUUAAUGAAGAGAUUAUUUUUACCUUGUUUAGAUAUUGCGAGCUUUCUCUGAUAGUUGUGUUUGAAUAACUUCAUCUUACCUCUUAAUACAUUCCACUGUUGCUCCGUUAACAGAUAUUGUUUGUUGCUGGUAUUUGAGUACUUGAAUUUUUUUAUACAUUUUAUCAGUUUAUAUAUGUUAUUUGUUGCUACAUUCUUUAUUGCUUUUUAAGUUUGUGCGAGCUCUAAUAAGGCUUAUAUUUUUAAAUCUACUAAUUGUUUAUGAAUGUUGGAGCAAGUGUGAGGUUAUGGGCAUGCUAAUUAGUUUAAGCCCCCAGGAGGGUUUCAUUAAAGUUCCAUUGACUGUUCCAAUGCCCUAAUCCCAUCAAUUAACGGUAAAGUUAUUUUGAUGAAGGUGUGGUUUGUUUAUGGUGUUGUUAUUGUGUUCUAUGUGGUAUAAGGGUUUUUUGGUAUUUGUUUUUCAUAAUUUGUAUAUCUGGUGUUAAUAUGUUAGCAUAUAUGUUUUUUUUCUCUAGUUCAUAGUCUUUUGGGCCCUUGCCUAGUGCAAAAAAAAUGUGGGGUUUUAAUUUUCUACAUCUGGGCUUGUCCCUGUAGUUCAUUAUAUUAUUAUUACAAACAUGCACUUUUUAAUAUAAACAUCCAAGAAAGUAACACUGUUGAAGUAGAUUGUAUCAUCUUGUAAACUUAAAAGUGUUAAAUAGUGUUUUACUGUCAAUGCUUUUAGAAGGAAUAAACUUUAAACCUCA
Messenger RNA from Mya arenaria, 2657 nucleotides. Its product is annotated as zinc finger protein 595-like. The record is from RefSeq and is a predicted model, not a curated record. The transcript is spliced from 2 exons. Gene Ontology annotation, cellular component: nucleus. Lineage: Eukaryota; Metazoa; Mollusca; Bivalvia; Myida; Myidae. The coding region runs from base 111 to 1085 and encodes 324 amino acids.